Molecule: messenger RNA, 2167 nt
Organism: Peromyscus leucopus (white-footed mouse)
Lineage: Eukaryota; Metazoa; Chordata; Mammalia; Rodentia; Cricetidae
Gene: Zbtb12
Product: zinc finger and BTB domain containing 12
Exons: 2
Coding region: 115-1494 (459 amino acids)
Biological process (GO): regulation of transcription by RNA polymerase II
Molecular function (GO): protein binding; RNA polymerase II cis-regulatory region sequence-specific DNA binding; DNA-binding transcription factor activity, RNA polymerase II-specific
Source: RefSeq, a predicted model, not a curated record
GCGCUGCCCAGGCCCUGCCCGAGUGUGGGGGGAGCCGUUGGCCCCGGGGGGGUGGGGGACCAAGGGGGAAAAUCAGCACGCGGAACCGGGCCAGGGCAGUCCACUCCCGCCACAAUGGCCUCUGGGGUGGAAGUCUUGCGUUUCCAGCUGCCUGGCCACGAGGCCGCCACGCUGCGGAACAUGAACCAGCUCCGCGCCGAGGAGCGGUUCUGCGAUGUGACCAUCGUGGCCGACAGCCUCAAAUUCCGCGGCCACAAGGUCAUCCUGGCCGCCUGCUCCCCGUUCCUCCGGGACCAGUUCCUGCUGAACCCCAGCUCGGAGCUGCAGGUCUCGCUGAUGCACAGCGCACGCAUUGUGGCCGACCUGCUCCUCUCCUGCUACACGGGCGCCCUGGAGUUCGCCGUCAGGGACAUCGUGAACUACCUGACGGCCGCCUCCUACCUGCAAAUGGAGCACGUGGUGGAGAAAUGCCGUAACGCCCUCAGCCAGUUCAUUGAGCCCAAAAUCGGCCUCAAAGAGGAUGGGGUCAGCGAGGCCAGCCUCGUGAGCAGUGUCAGUACCGCCAAGUCCCUCCUCCCUCCAGCCAGGACCCCAAAGCCAGCCCCCAAGCCUCCACCCCCGCCUCCUCUGCCUCCUCCGCUCCUGCGCCCCGUGAAGCUGGAGUUUCCUCUGGACGAGGACCUAGAGCUGAAGGCGGAGGACGAGGACGAGGACGAGGACGAGGAUGUGUCUGACAUCUGCAUCGUCAAGGUGGAGUCUGCGCUCGAAGUGGCCCACAGGCUCAAGCCCCCUGGAGGCCUGGCAGGGGGCCUGGGCAUCGGGGCCUCUGUGAGCAGCCACUUGGGGGAGCUGGCCCAGAGUAGCGUGGCCCCCAACACUGUCGCCCCGCCGCAAGGUGUGGUGAAGGCCUGCUACAGCCUGUCUGAGGACGCCGAAGGGGAAGGCCUCUUGCUGAUCCCAGGAGGCCGGGCCAGCGUGGGGGCCACCUCGGGCCUAGUGGAAGCAGCAGCGGUGGCCAUGGCUGCCCGGGGGGCGGGGGGCAGUCUGGGGGCAGGGGGCAGCCGGGGACCCCUGCCUGGGGGCUUCUCAGGUGGAAACCCUCUAAAGAACAUCAAAUGCACCAAGUGCCCCGAGGUGUUCCAGGGUGUGGAGAAGCUGGUCUUCCACAUGCGCGCGCAGCAUUUCAUCUUCAUGUGCCCGCGCUGCGGGAAGCAGUUCAACCACAGCAGCAACCUGAACCGCCACAUGAACGUGCACCGCGGCGUCAAGUCGCACUCGUGUGGCAUCUGUGGCAAGUGCUUCACGCAGAAGUCCACGCUGCACGACCACCUCAACCUGCACUCGGGAGCGCGGCCCUACCGCUGCUCCUACUGUGACGUGCGCUUCGCCCACAAGCCAGCCAUCAGGCGGCAUCUCAAGGAGCAGCAUGGCAAGACCACGGCCGAGAACGUGCUGGAGGCUGGCGUGGCCGAGAUCAACGUCCUCAUCCGCUGAGGGGCCCGGAGGAUGGGGGGGCGGGGUCCUGGGGCAGGCACACACACAUCUGGAGGGAGGAAGAUUGCAGAGAAGACCUCGCCUCAAAGAGCAGAAGAGAAACGAAAAUGGAGCCGGAGACAGGGUUGACGAGGCUGGGGGAAUGUGGGGUCCCAAAGAGAGGUUUCUUUUUUGGGGGGGAGCAGAGGCUGAGAGUUUGGAGAACAGCUCUUUCCUGGCUGAAGUCGCCUGGGGGGAGAUUGGGGUUCCUUGAGGUGGGGUGGGGGUGGGCACUGUGGGGGAUCGGCGGGAUGCACCUUUCUCGCUCCUGUUUAGAGUAGAUGACCGGGAAGAGGGAGUCGUAGGGGGAGACAGGUCUGAAGUCCCAGAAAAGGAAGGGGAGGAGGUUCUUGCAUGCUGGGGAAGUGGGCAGUAGGUUCAAGGCUCGCCGGAAACGACAGCAAGUGUCGUGUGCCAGGUAAGAGAAGAGGGUGGGCAGCCUGGGUAGGUGAGAGACAGGGGGUACAAUACAGGAACUGGGUAGUGAAGGGUGGGGGGCAGGGCACUUAGGAAAAAGAACGCAGGGAAGGCUGUUGGGAGGGAGGGGUAGAGACUUAUACAGUAUUUUUUAAGAAAUCGUAUUUUUUAGGAUUUUUUCUGGAGUUUGGGGUUUUAGUUUUUCUUUGUUUUCCAC